Molecule: messenger RNA, 426 nt
Organism: Lagenorhynchus albirostris (white-beaked dolphin)
Lineage: Eukaryota; Metazoa; Chordata; Mammalia; Artiodactyla; Delphinidae
Gene: NPFF
Product: neuropeptide FF-amide peptide precursor
Exons: 3
Coding region: 25-342 (105 amino acids)
Biological process (GO): excitatory postsynaptic potential
Cellular component (GO): perikaryon; axon terminus; dendrite
Molecular function (GO): neuropeptide hormone activity; G protein-coupled receptor binding
Source: RefSeq, a predicted model, not a curated record
GGCCAAAGGAAGGCAGAUGGCAGCAUGGACUCCAGACGGGCAGCAGUGCUGCUGCUGCUGUUAGUAACAGACUGGGGCCGCGCUGAAGGACCAGGGGACCGGGAUGAAGGAGACCAGAGCUUCACGGAGGAAGACCGUGGCGCUCGCCCACUGCAGGAUGCCCAGACCCCCGGGGCACUCUUGCGCUCCCUGCUCCAGGCCAUGCAGAGACCCAGCCGGAGUCCAGCCUUCCUGUUUCAGCCCCAGAGGUUUGGCAGAAACACCCGGGGCUCCUGGAGCAACGAAAGGCUGAGCUCCCCAUUCUGGAGCCUGGCUGCCCCUCAGCGCUUUGGGAAGAAGUGACAUGCCAUCCUUUGAUGUUUGCAUGCAAGGCCCACACCCGAAAGUGCCACGUGUCCCCCCAAAUAAAGCUGUCUGGCUUCUGAA